This is a messenger RNA of Paralichthys olivaceus (Japanese flounder), 1919 nucleotides long. It is a transcript of the gene miip, whose product is annotated as migration and invasion inhibitory protein. Gene Ontology annotation, biological process: negative regulation of cell migration; negative regulation of G2/M transition of mitotic cell cycle. The record is from RefSeq and is a predicted model, not a curated record. Lineage: Eukaryota; Metazoa; Chordata; Actinopteri; Pleuronectiformes; Paralichthyidae.
AUCAUUGUUGUCAACGCGUUGUUAUGGAGUCCGGGAUCAGUUCGAAUCCUCCGCUGCUCGUUUCAGCUGCAGCUCGAUGAACGCAACUGAACCGUGGUUCACAGUGUAAAAAUGUCUUCCAGAGAACGAGUGGACUUUCUGCGAGAGCGUAACAGAGAUCUACUGAAGCGGCUGAAGCAGCAGAGCGAGAAACUGGAGCGUGUGAGCGGCUGCAGCCGAAAGAGGGACCGAGAGGACGAGGCUGAGGAGAGGACACAGACCGGAGAGACGGUGCCUGGGGCCGAUGGAGGCCGAGGUCCCGCCCUCACCAGACCCGCCGUGAGAUUUGCUGAGUCUCUAUCAGAUACACGUGAGAGACAAGCAGGCAUCGAGCAGCACUCCCUUGUUUCCGCACCAUCGCAGACCGCUCAAUGUACGGACUCAUCAGACAUUCUGGAUGUCAGUGAACAACAUCUUCAAAUCCAGGACAGGCUGCAGGACACAACAUCACACAUUACCAAGUCCUGUUUAGUGAAGAAUCGUAAAGAAGAGAGGGAGGAGGAGCGGAGCCAUGUCACAUUUCAUUCUGACGAAUGUGUAGAGAUCCCUGUGCCUGAUCGCCAUCAUUUGCAGCCCUUACUUGGAUAUGACUGGAUUGCAGGAGUCCUUGAUGCUGAGGACACCUUUGUGGAGCGCUCUGAUGAAUUCUUCAAUGAUCUCCGCAAUUUCCGAUCGCUCCACAAGGAUGAGUGUGUCCACAGCCCACAAGCAGACUCUCUUUCUAGAUUAUCUGUGGAGAACCAUUCAGGGCUGACGCUGCUAACAGACAAGGAUGACACAGAAGCCAACACAGACACUCAUAAAUGUACAUUCUCUUAUAGGAUUAACAGUAGACUGUUCCCUGUACCGCUUCACCAUCAGGAGCACUGUCCUGUCUGCAGAAAGCACAAGUCCUCCCACCCUCACACUACUGCUGAUCCAGCUCUUAUCAGGGUCAGCAUCCCCCGCUCCACUCUCUUGCCACCUUACAAGUACAAAGCCCACCGGCGAUGUAGCUUUGACUCUUCUGAUAGUUUGGGGUUACCAUCGCACUGUCUCUCAGGCUGGUCACACACAGGUCAGAGCACCCUGCCACCACCCAGCAGCCUUGAUCUGCGGAGCAGUUUGAAUGCAAAGAACUCAGCAAAGUUGCAGAACAGUGAACAUGAGAAUCUCUCUGUGCCUGUGAACCAGAUCUCUGACCAGAUAUCAAAUGUGUCAAAGUUGGCACGUCACAACUUACAACACUUCUCUCCCAGGAAAAAAAUAGGAAGCACAUCGUACCCAGGGUGCUGAGGAUCCAAAUUAGUUUUUAAGUCAUUGUUUUACUGUGAGCCAUUUGACACCAUCCAAGAUCAUUCCCCAUAUACUGUAUAUAAUGAUGGACAAAAUGACGGCUCCCCAAAAAAGGAAGCCAAAGCAUCUUGAUCACCUGGUGACUGGCUGCAGUAUAAAUCAGAAACCCAGCCCUAUCCAUGUUAGUGGAUGGGACAUGGACCAAACUGGUACAUGUCAAAUAAAAUGUCAAAAGUAGUUCCUAUCACACCAAUGUUUGGUCAAGCGGUCAUUUGUCCAAUAAGUUUGGCUUUAAUGAGUUAUUUGAAGCUAUAAAAAGAGGAUGUAGGGACAUGUGUUUUUUUUUGAAUACAGCCUAUAAUCUGUUUGUCUUUUAUUGUAAACAAAGCUUUUCAAUAAUGCCUUUCUGUUACAGUUCUAGUGAUUGUGUUUACUUAGAUGACAAAAAACAUUGGUCCUAAAGAUUACUUAAUAAUUUGACAGAGCAGCAUAUUUAAUGAUGAAAGGAGUUAACUUUUAGUUCUUAUUUUUUUCCAAACAGAUUUAAUUGUGAAGCAAGAGGUGUUAUGCUAAAGUUGAAAGAGAACUGUUAUCCACAUAAAGAU